Molecule: messenger RNA, 654 nt
Organism: Cooperia oncophora
Lineage: Eukaryota; Metazoa; Nematoda; Chromadorea; Rhabditida; Trichostrongylidae
Source: the annotation of a GenBank genome assembly
AUGCAAAGUUGGCUCAUCACAACUAUGAGUUCCUUACCACUCACCACAGAUAUGGCCGCAACUACUAAGACCACUGAAGUAACCAAAAAGGAGACGUUCACCAAUGAUAUUUCAACGAGCGCAACGGUGCUGACCACAAGUGCCAGAUUUUCCACGAACACCCUCACCACCGAGGAAUCCGAAGUUUCGACUGAAGGCGAGCAGAGUACCGCAGAUAAUCAAACAACUGGGUUGGUCACCAGUAUCGAAUCAAUAGCCUAUCCACUAAGUAGUACGACAAUCUCGACCAAAGAGUCCACUGUUUCUACAGAAGGUUCUACCACAACUAGGCUGACUACCAGUGCCACUGAAGCAAGCUCUGCACUGCUUUCGACACAAGGCCAGGAAAUUGCGAUAGACUUCUCAACAGUCUGGCCAACUACGAGUACCAGGCCAAUGCACCAACCAUCAAGCAGUGAAACAAGCGCUGUCGAGAAAUCCACGAUGUCAACGCAACUCAAGAACACUACGAUGAGUCCUGGUGAAACCCGGCUGACGCCUACUUCUAGAUCAGGACAGCAAUCAACAAGCAGUGACACGAGACUCACCACGGAAUCCGAGUCUCCCUCUCAAUUCGAGGAGUUCACGAGUAAAAAAUCAGCCAUUUAUCUUUGA